GUAGCUUGACAUUGAGCAUACUGUCAAAGCUGCGGCUGAUAGGCAGCUACGAUGGACUGUCUCGACGAGCCUCUGCAUUUGCAGAUACUCUCGUCACUCGCUACCAGCUUGGCAAAGAGUCAACCUGAAGAGACCAAGGCGAAUGGCGAUGCGACCCCUAACGGCGAUGUUAAGGCUGAUGACGGACGCCUCGACGUGAUCACCAGGGGACUUCCAGAGGUGCAGAGUGUCUCCAAUGGAACUCUGCGCAGCUCUGAUGACAACGAGACCGAAGAUGAAGACUGGACCGAAUUCGAGAUCAACCAUGCUAUAUCCUACGCUCACUAUGUAGUGGCCUUACCUCUUGGAUCACCACAGCUGAAAGCAGCGUUGCGUAGGGUGAAGGACCUCCUGAGCGGUCUUUUGGCCCAAGGCAGGCAGUCUGGGACCAACUCGUCACCAUCUUCGUCGACUAGUCAGACCUCGGAAUUGAAUCUCUCGGGCACACAUCACCAAGCAAGACUCUGCGAACAGCUUAUCAAAGCGUUACUAUGGAUCUCAUGGACAGACGAAGCGUCGAACAAAAUUGCGGCUGAGGUAUUGAAUCAUCUGUUCGAAGACAUCGGAGAGCUUCUAACGACCGGCGGGUCCAUCACAUUCCCGCUGGUCCUGCUGAACUCUGCUCACUUGGUGCUCUCCCGAUGCUCUAUUCCUGCUCUUGUGGACGGCUCUUUGGCGACGGUCCUCGAUUCCCUCCUCAAGAUCGCUUCGCCCUCGAAUCUAGUCAAAGUCCUCCACCAGAACUCUCAUCAUUCGAGCUUUCGUCACGCCCCCUCAAGAUUCUCAUUCAUCGCGCCACAUCCACUCACACCCGCGGGAGUUGUCACGAUCGUUUCCGAAAUAGCCAAUAUCCUGCUGGCGGGCAGUCUUCUGCCAUCGAAGGACCCCGAGCGAAGGCCCUUCAUGACUCCAUCGAACAUUCAUUGGACGUCCACUGGUAUACCUGAAGAGCCUGACAUGCAUCACUCUGUUCUCAGUGUACAGAUCGAAAGUCUGAUCUCACAAUCGAUCAGUCUGCCGGUGGAGAAACGGCUGUUCGGGCAGAAUAAUACCAGUGCAAUAGGCGAUGAAUGGGACAAAGCUGCACUCAAGUGGUGGAACGAAGCGUCUGCGCCGAUGCACGAUGGAUCCGACACGGGCCAUGGAGAUUCUGGCCGCCGAGAAAGUCUGUUCUCGUUAGGCGAAGCGGUUGUGGACGAAGAAAUCGAAAUGAGCGUCACGGUCUUGCACCUCCUCAACCUGCUCAACCUACAUCGCGAAGAGCCUAGCUCGACUCAUCUAUCACGAUUGACCAUGCUUUUGUCCGAGAACUCCACCGCUUCCGACUGCAGAGUCUUUGAGACUGCGUUUAUCUGCACCUCGAUGAUCGUCAGGAAUCAUCCUGCCCUCGGCACGAACAUGACACUGCACAUUCGAAGACUGUUGAUGACUCCCCUGCCGGCCUUUGAGAGUGGCAUGAAUUGCGCAGCCGGAGAUGUACCGCCGGCUGUGAAAUCAGCGUCUCGCUGCCUGGCCAUCUGCAUUGAGAUGUCUCCAAACGACGACCUGAUCUCAUCGACUCUCUACUCGUUGCUCAAUCUCCUACAACACGGCGGCUCUGCUUUGGGCUCGAGCGUCGCCCAAUCUUUGCGAUCACAGCCUGCACCGCUCCGCGAUGGUGAAACUAUCGGCACAUUGAGUACACUCUCUAACGGCAAAAAGACGGAAGAGCAAAAGAUGCUGGUCGCCUUGACAGCGGUGGAGGUGGUCUCUUGUUUAAGUUUGGAUCUGGGCAGAGAUGAUAUCAUUCAUCUUAGCAUCUCACUGCUCCUCCAACGGCUCCGGGGAGUCGACUUGAUGAUCGAGAGCGCCAUUGUGACCAAUUUAGUACCACUGGCCCUGGCAGCUUCAGACGCAGAUGUGGUGGAAGUCUAUCGAGCAUUCUCACAGAUAUCUCGCUCUGCGCACCCAGAAGACCCGCGUAUGACUUCGAACGCUGUCCUUGCAGCUCAAACGCGGCUCGCAAGGGGCAUGGUCAAACGACUGCGAUGUGCCGAAGGAUACUUGGUGGAUCUAUUGUCGCUGUUCGCCGAUAAGGGAACUCAAACUCAAAUGAUUGCCAUGUCUGGGAUAAAUUUCGAAACACGGGACAAGGAGAAACAAGCAUUAUUAAAGAGGGAGAGCGAGGACCGAGUAUCAGAUAUGAAGGCCUGGAUGGGGGCAUUGUUCAUUCCUCUUUCGACACUGCUCUCACAUGAGUCAUUCAAUCCUGCAAAAGGUGCCUCGGCCGAACUCGUUAGUCUCUUCAGGAACUUUUGGUUUCUCUGUGUGGCAUUCGGUUUGAGCGGUCCGGCUGGCGAAAAGAAGCUGUCAGAGUAUGAGUGGAAGGCUCUGGGAGAUAUCGCCGUGAAGACACCUGCGUUGGUCCAAGAGGAUGCAGUGGACUUUGUGGACAGUGAUCUCGAAUACAACUCGAUCCUCAGAAAGGACUUUGCCGCCUCGAUCGCGAACAAGAACCGCGCAACGCUCCAGGAGUACCUCGCCAGUCAGAAGAGCGGCUAUGAAAUUCGGACAAUGUCGGCUCCCCAGACCACGUUGUUGAUCGCCAUUUGUGAUCUCGAACAAAUGCGCGCUGCAGCCUUCCAGCCUUCUAUCAUGCUCGAGUAUUUCAGUAAUGAGUCUUUGAAUUCGAGCUUUCUCGCUCCUCCUCUUGUGACCAUAGGUCAAAAGGUCUCAUCGACUUUCCUGAAACAACUCAGUCGACAGGUAGUGAUACAUCGCUCGCCUCCCAUUGUCGCUCAGGAGACAUGCCGCGUCCUCGUCGCUUGCACGCACAGAUUCCGCAAGACUCGAGAAGUCGCCAGAACAUUUGCCAAGCAGAUCCUCGAGACAUUCUCCGCACUGCUUUGCGAUCGCCAGGUGGUCUUCACUUUACUCGAGAUCCUAACUCUGAUGAGACGGAGUUGCGAAAUGCAAUUUACCGAUGAGUAUUCGCCGAUUCACGAAUUCAAGUCGGAUAAGAUGGCUUUGACGCUAUCUUUGACUGACGAUUACAUGGCUCGGAAUGAAAUUACGACUCAGCUGUUCGAGCUGGCGAGUAAUUGGCUUUCGUUAGCCAUCUCCCGUGCCCCGCUAGAAGUGCAAUCGACUCUACAAUCCUACUUGAACGAGUCUCGAGACGUGCUACUCAUUGACAGCGUCGAGAUGGGGGCGGGAUUGGCGUUGCAUUAUUGCAAAGCUAUCUCAACGCUCGACAGGCAGGAGGCGAUCAUGCCGAAAAUUGGCUCCUGGCCUGCGGACAGCUCGAACUUGGUGGCGAGCCAAUUCGCAGCGAAGAAUUACUUCAACGGAGAACUGAGUGGUGCUCGACACAUUUUGGAGCAAGGUCUUUCCAAUCUUCAGCAAGGAUCUCCUGUCGAAUCGUCCAAGGCUGAGUUGCAUGCUUUCAAGACCCAGAUGGCGGACGCUGUGCGAAAGGUUCGGAACAAGGAACACUUCUCCAUUCCUGAUCUACGACGGCUCUUGCUCCGGGCUUCCUCCGUGUUGACCUCUUCCUCAACUGUCGACCAAGACGUCAUACAUUACCUCGUGGAACUGCCCAUGGCUGCAUUUACUCCGUUGGCGAUUGCAGCCGGUGUAGAUGCUUGGACAUGGCUCUUGCGUGAGAAGCCCGAGGCGGAAGUGGCUCUGCUGGGGGAAAUUUCUGCGAGCUGGCUCGAGACCAUUCGAACGGAGAAGGGUCUGUUCAGUACCUCCAUGAACUAUGCGGACCCCUUCGCCGUGCCGGUCGAAUAUUCCCCUACUGAUAAGCAAAUUAUAAACCUGGAGCUGGCCAAAGCGAAGCGAAUGCUUCGCCCUCACUUGCUUUUGAUUCAAGUCUUGUCAAGUCAGUUCCAAGCUAUCAAAUAUCGCGAGCCUGGAAUCAUGAUCGCCUUGACUCGCUUGAUGAUGCGAUCGUUGGGCGCGGCACACAAGAUGAGCACGCAUCCCCUUGCUCGAGAAGUACGAUUCUCCCUGCUUCUCUUUGGCUUCCAGAUCCUUGCUUCGUCCCGUAUGGAGGCGCUGCUGGAGUUGCGACUUAGAGACCGGCUCUACGCCGCAGCUUAUGCUUGGUUCUCUGUCCGGCCUCAAUGGUCGUUUGGAAGUGACCGCAUUCAGGUUGGAGCGGAAAUCAAGCUUUUGCAGGAUUUCGCUAGAGCCAUCGCGGAGGAUCAUGUUCGCGGAGAUCACUCGACAAGCAGCAUGUCGGAUAGAAGUCCAGCUCUGCUGAUCAGAGGGUCUACAACGCUUCACGAGUACAGUGUUCAGCAUCGAGAUAGGAUCAAAAUUCUUCAACUACUGGUUGAGAAUGAGAUCAGUCGGUUGGCGGUCUGGUACAAUCCAGGUGGUGAGACCUCGCGAGGCAUGUUGGCAACGGGUGCCCUCGAGAAGGGAGUAACCAAUGACGAGUGGACUCGCCUCAUUUCCAAAGCUUGGACCCUGUCUCCCUCCAUGGCCGUACACAUGGGCGAACGGUUCAAGCAAUUCACGGUUCAGAACGAGAUAGGUAGAUUGGUUCGAAGCAACCCUAAAGCCGUGGUGGAUGUGCCAGAGGCUCUGCACUAUCUAUUGGGCGAGAAGCUUUCUCAAUCCAAUUCUGGCGCACUGAAGUGGCUACCUGUGUGGGCGGCCGUACCGCCCGUCACUGCCUUGGCGUACUUCCAACCUCGAUUUGGGAAUCAUCCACUCAUCCUGCAAUAUGCCAUGCGUGUUUUGGAGCAGUAUCCAGUCGAGUUGACAUUCUUCUUUGUACCGCAAGUAGUCCAAGGGCUCAGAACGGAUAGGUCUGGCUACGUCGAGCGUUUCAUCUUCGAGACAUCUAAGAUUUCGCAACUUUUCUGCCAUCAGAUCAUCUGGAACAUGAAGGCAAAUAUGUACAAAGAUGACAAUGCGACCGAACCGGAUUCGAUGAAACCGAUGUUGGACCGGAUGAUCGACAUGAUCGUCGCUGAUCUCUCUGGCAAGGCCAAAGCUUUCUACGAUACAGAAUUCACAUUCUUCGACGCUGUCACCUCUAUCUCCGGCAAGCUAAGGCCAUUUAUCAAGGCGUCAAAACCCGAGAAAAAGGCAAAGAUCGAUGAAGAAAUGGCCAAAAUCAAGCUCGAAGUCGGAGUCUACUUGCCCAGUAAUCCUGAUGGAGUGGUUAUCGAUUUGGAUCGCAAAGCUGGUCGACCACUUCAGAGUCAUGCAAAGGCGCCAUUCAUGGCCACGUUCAAGGUCCAAAAGGAGAGACUUGACAUUGAGCCUGAUUCGUCCAACGACUUGUCUGACGAGAAGGCCUUGGUAAAGCGCAAAUUUGAUACGUGGAUCUCUGCCAUUUUCAAAGUCGGGGACGAUUGUCGACAGGACAUGCUCGCUUUGCAAGUCAUCGCCAUGUUCAAGAAUGUCUUUACGCGUAUUGGAUUGGUUCUAUAUCUGUUCCCAUAUCGAGUGACAGCGACUGCUCCAGGCUGUGGUGUGAUUGACGUCGUGCCCAACGCAACAUCGCGUGACGAGAUGGGUCGAGCUAAGAUCAAUGACUUGCUCGCAUACUUUAUCGACAAGUAUGGCGGUGUCAACACGGUCACUUUCCAAAAGGCCCGAUUAAACUUUAUCCAAUCUAUGGCGGCCUAUUCUGUUUCAUGCUACAUCUUGCAGAUCAAAGACCGACAUAACGGAAACAUCAUGAUUGACGGCGAGGGGCAUAUUGUACAUGUGGACUUUGGAUUCUUGUUUGAUAUAGGUCCAGGAGGAAUCAAAUUCGAGCCAAACUCCUUCAAGCUGAACCACGAGAUGGUGGCUCUCAUGGGCGGCCGAGAAUCCCAAGGAUACAAAAUGUUCACUGAGCUCACUAUCAAGGCCUUCCUUGCUAUCCGACCACACGCCGAUCAAUUGUGCGAUGCGUGUCAUUUGAUGCUUGGGACUGGACUUCCUUCCUUCAAAGGUGAGGGAACCAUCAAGCGCCUCAGGGAUAGGUUCGCCUUGCAUUUGAAUGAAAAGCAAGCUGCAGAAUUCAUGAUGGGUGUCAUAAGAAACGCUCAUGAGAAUGUGAGGAGCAAUGUGUAUGAUGGGUUCCAAAAGUUGCAAAAUGGAAUUCCUUACUAGAUUGUGCGUGUGGAUUUCGGGAGUCAGUCUGUCUCAUGCGUAAUGUCAUGCCCUGUCCUGCUCUUCACGAUAAUGCAUUUGGUCCUUGCA
Molecule: messenger RNA, 6231 nt
Organism: Kockovaella imperatae
Lineage: Eukaryota; Fungi; Basidiomycota; Tremellomycetes; Tremellales; Cuniculitremaceae
Exons: 26
Coding region: 52-6141 (2029 amino acids)
Biological process (GO): phosphatidylinositol-mediated signaling; phosphatidylinositol phosphate biosynthetic process
Cellular component (GO): plasma membrane; cytoplasm
Molecular function (GO): 1-phosphatidylinositol 4-kinase activity
Source: RefSeq, a predicted model, not a curated record